AUGAAUUCGGAAGAGGGGUCGCUCAACCUGUACACCUUUCUAUUACUGACCGUAAGAUUAAUAAGACAGUCAAAGUAUGGGCGAGCCCCUACUAAACCCCCUCAUUUUACAGAAGAAGAACCUCCAACAGCAAGAGUAGAACCUAAAGUCUGGAACGGCAAAACAGGGGAUAAUCACCAAUUUAAAUGCUAUGUAACUGGAAAUCCUUACCCAACAAUUUCUUGGACUGGCCCAGGAGUCGAGGAAGGGCAAUUACCCGAAGGGGUUGUUGAUUUGGGGGAUGGAGUAUUGGAAAUUACAAAUGCAAGUAAGGAAUUGCAUGAUGGGAUGUAUACCUGUACAGCUACUAAUCCGUUGGGAGAGGCUUCUGAUGAUGGAAAGGCCAAUAUUUCUCCACCUGACAGUACACCAAAAAUUACUAUUCCACCAGGCAAGCCGGCACCUGCCCGCCUAAAACUAAUUGCUGGAGAGCCUUUGGAAGUUAAAUGUGAGGCCCGUGGAGAGCCCGAACCUGACGUUGAAUGGCUACACGACCCCGGACCAGAACGAGGAGACCUUCCUGACGAUUUUGUGCCUAUCACAAUUUCCGAGCAAUUCCUCCGACACCCAAGUAUAGGCUUAGGAAAUAGUGGAUGUUACACAUGCCGAGCCAGUCAUCAAAAUGCUUUUAUAACUAAAGGAAUUUGUAUUGAAGUCAUCGAACCCUCUGGACUAGCAACUGUUGGAAUUCUCGGUGGCCAGCAUCAAUGGUUCCCCCUUGGACACCCUGUAGAAUUAGUUUGCGCAGCUUCUGUAUCUUCGCUAGUCGAGAAAGUGGAGUGGAGUAAAGCUGGUGGAGGGGAAUUGCCUCGACAUGCUGAAGCGGAUAAAGGAGGAGUUCUUCGAUUUGAUGCGUUUAAGGCAGAAGAUGAGGGCGAGUACGAAUGCAGUGCCUAUAGGAAAAACGAAGUGAUAGCCAGCAGCAGGGUGGAACUCCACCCCGAAGGAGAUACUAAACCCGAACUACUUCAAGUUGACAUAUCUCCACCAAACAUAAGGGUGGUAAAUCAAGGGGAUUCUAUUGUGCUUGAUUGUAUUGUGCACGGAAAACCUAAACCUGGUCAAAUGCUUCUCUCCUUCGACUGGUUUUACGGACGACGACCUCUUUGCCUCUUCCAUAUCUUCUCUACAGAUUCCAAUAUUAUCCAUCUGAAGCAGCUUAAACCUGAAAAUUCUGGAUUUUAUGUGGCUAUGGGCAAAUUGUCGAGUGGCAAAUUGGUCAAAAGCAGGGCAUUGUAUUUGACGCAGUCGAGUCCAAAUUUGACGAGGAUUCAGAAGCCAUAUUUACCUGCCCUGUGUUUGUAG
Meloidogyne enterolobii is the source of this 1344-nucleotide messenger RNA. The record is from the annotation of a GenBank genome assembly. NCBI's taxonomy places the organism in Eukaryota, Metazoa, Nematoda, Chromadorea, Rhabditida, Meloidogynidae.